Neoarius graeffei (lesser salmon catfish) is the source of this 4682-nucleotide messenger RNA. Its product is annotated as GTPase IMAP family member 8-like. The coding region runs from base 24 to 3278 and encodes 1084 amino acids. Gene Ontology annotation, molecular function: GTP binding. Lineage: Eukaryota; Metazoa; Chordata; Actinopteri; Siluriformes; Ariidae. The record is from RefSeq and is a predicted model, not a curated record. The transcript has 4 exons.
UUCAGUGUUUCCAGGGCAGAGUAAUGGGCUUCUCAGAAAAACCUUCUGUGUCUGAUCUGAGGAUUAUUCUGUUGGGAAAAAGUCUCUCCGACACCGGCAGCGUGGGAAACUACAUCCUGGGCAGAUCUGCGUUUGGGACUGAAGGGUCUCGACAUUCAGUAUCAUUUCAGUGUGGGAGAGUUAGAGGACAUGUGAAGGGAAGAUCCCUCACCAUCGUCAAUGCACCUCAUCUUUUUCAACAAAGCCUCUCGAAUCAUCAGCUCACACAGUCUCUUAAAGAGUGUGUGUCUCUGUCGGCUCCUGGACCUCAUGUGAUCAUGCUAAUUGUACAGCCAGAAGAUUUCACUGAAGCAGACAAAAGAAGAGUGGAUCACAUUCUUUCAGAUCUGUCUGAGGAGGCUCAUAAUUACACCAUGGUGCUAACGACAAAGAACAUAGAAAUCGGCACCAGUGUAGCUCAAGAUCAGGAAACUGUCCUACAGGAGAUCAUUGCCGAAUGUAAUUACAGACAUUUAAAUUUCAGUGGAUGCAGCCAGGAUGCGCUUGUGAAGAAGAUGGAAGAGAUGGUCAAGGUGAAUAAAGGAAACCUUAUCUGUGAGGUAUAUGAAGAAGCCGACUCUGCAGUAGGCCAAAAACCAUCUGAGCAAUUCAGAGGUCAACUGGAAAAUCAAGAAACAGUAAAACUGGGAGAGCAUACUAAACCAAAAAAGCAAGGAAAGUCUGGUCAUGCAGGCAUAAAACCCACAUUUAAUAUAUUUAAAGGUGGAUUAAAUGUGAGAAAGAAGGAGCACAGUGAAUUAAAAGAGACUCUACAUUUGAACCUAGUGCUGCUGGGAAUGGAAGAAUUAAUGGCCUCAGUGUCUAAAAUAUUAUUGGGUAAAAAGUCCUCACUGGUCCAGUCAGAGUCCAGCUCCGAGUGUGUGGUAAGGAAGGGAGAAGUGUGUGGAUACCUGAUAACGCUGGUGGAGAUGCCCGCUCUCUCCAACACUCGGCUCUCAGAACAGGAAGUGAUGCGUCAGACUCGACACUGUGUCUCUGUCUGUGAUCCUGGAGUGCAUGUUUUCUUUAUCAUGGUUCCUGGAGGUCUCAGUGAUGAAGAUAAAGCAGAAAUAAAGAUGAUUCAGAGGGUCUUCGGCUCCAGAAUUAAUGACCAUGUCAUAUUCCUCAUCAACCAGCAGUCGCAGAAGGAACAGAUAGAUCAGACUCUUCAGUCUGUGAUAAAGACACAUGGAGGACGAUCAAGAUUCUACAGCAGCAAAACAAAAGCAGAUGAUCUGUUUAUCUGUGUUAAAGAUCUUCUUAAAAACAACAAUCCGUACACGAUGGCCAUGUACGCUGAUGCCCAGAUUGAAACACAGCUGCAGUACAAAAGAGAAAUUGAAAAUCUGCAACAGCAAGUGACUGAACUCAAGAGGAGGACUCAAACAGAAGAUUUAUCAAAAAGCCCUGACGCUCUCAGAAUUGUGCUGUUGGGGAAGACAGGAGUUGGGAAGAGCGCAUCAGGAAACACCAUUCUGGGGAAAAACGUAUUUAAAGAAAUGAUGUCACUGCAGUCAGUUACCACUGUGUGUCAGAAAGAGACCGUAGAGCUCAGUGGGAGACGGAUUACUGUGAUCGACACUCCAGGACUGUUUGACACAAAUAUCAAUAAUGAAGAAACCAGGAAAGAGAUUGUUAAAUGCAUAUCGAUGGCAGCACCUGGUCCUCACGUGUUCCUGCUGGUGCUGAGAAUCGGACGCUUCACACAGGAGGAGACAGAGGUAGUGAAAUUCAUUGAAAAGACUUUUGGUAUAAAAUCGAACACAUACACCAUCGUACUCUUCACCUGCGGUGAUCAGCUUAAUGAACAGACAUUUGAACAGUAUAUGAAAAUUGCUGAGCCAGAAUUAAACAAACUUCUGUCAGCCUGUGGUAAACGAUAUCAGGUGUUCAGCAACAGUGAUAAAUCCAGCAACACUCAGGUGUCAGAGCUCCUGGAUAAAAUCGACUUAAUGGUGAAGGUGAACGGAAGAGGCUACUACACUAAUGAGAUGUUCCAGGAGGUCGAGGAAGCUCUAGAAGAAGAAAAGGAGAGAAUACUGAAAGAGAGAGAGGAGCAGAUAGAGAGAGAGAAAGAACUGAAGACUGAAAUGGAGGACAUGAGGAGAGAGAUGCAGGAACAAAAAGAAAGACAAGAGGCAGAGGAGAGAAGACAAGAGGAAGAAUUUAAACAGAGAGAAGAGCAAAUAAAAAGAGAUAUGGAAAAAAGGGAACAACAGGCAAGAGAGGACUUUCAGAAGAGAAGAGAAGACGAUGACAUGAAGAUGAAGGAAUGGAUGCAACAAAUAAACACAGAGAGAGAGGAGAACAGGAAACAGUGCGAGAGACAAAAACAGGAAGAUCAGAAACGGAGAGAUCAGGAGGAGGAGGAAAGGAGGAGGAAAGAACAAGAGUGGAAGGAGAAACAGAGAGCGGAGAAUGAGAAGUUUCAAAGAGAAAAAGAAGAGAUGAAAAUUCAAAAAGAAAAAGAAUUAAAGAAACUACAACAGGAGUAUGAACAGAAGGCAGCAGAAGAAGACAGGAGAAGGGAUUUAGAAGAAAAGAUAAAGGAUGCAGAGGAAAGUAAAAAGAAGGAACUACAGGAUCUUCAGUUAUCUCAGCAACGAGAGUGGGAGCAGAGGAUGAGGGAGGAGGAGGAGAAGAGAAACAAACAGCAGGAGGUCUGGGAGGAAAUAAUUGCUGCUAUGGAGGAUGAAUGGCAUUCAGAUCAGAUUAGGAAGGAGAGUCAGUAUGAGCAGAAAAGACAGAAAGAAAUGGAGGAGAGAGAUUUAAGAGAGAAGGAAAGAAAAGAGAAAGAAGAACAAGAAAAGAAAAGAAGAGAAAAUGAUUUCAAUGAAAAGAUCAGAAAUAUGGAGGAACAGCUAAAGGCACAAAGAGAAAAAGAUGAGAGAGAAAGAAAGGAAAAGGAGGAAGAACUCAAAAAGGAAAUGGAGGAAAAACUACAGAAACAACAGGAAGAUUUCAGAAAGGAGAAAGAAGAAGAAGAAAGAAAACACAAGGAGGAGGAGGAGAGAAAUCUUGCCUUCAUUACAGAGCAACACAAGAAAGAACUGGAGACCCAGAAAGCACAGAGAGAAGCAGCAGCCAGGAAACAGGCAGAGGAAGAAUUUAAAGCUCAACUUGAUGCAGAUGUUAAAGAGGCGAAGUGUAAAGGGUUUGCAGAGGGCCGUGCACACGUCGAGUCAGAAAGAACAAGACCAGGCAGAGCUAUCGAUGGAUUUAUUAAUUAUUUCUACUAAAAUGAAGAACAAAAGGAAACUGAAUGAAAGCUUGUUUGAAAUUCAUUCAGACUUGAUGUUUUUUAAUCCACAUUUUUUAGUUAAUAUCAGUUUAUCAGUAGAUUAACAUGUGAUUUAUAUCAACAGCAUUAUGCUUUGUUUCAGGUCGGUUUGCCUCUAUUUUAAUUACAUUGUGGGUUUUUUGUAACAUAAAAUUAGAUUCUGUAUUUUUUAAUAUAAAUAUCUUAUUUCUGUUUCUGCGGUUACUGAUCUACUGGGGUUUAAAUCUGAAGCACAACGACACAGUUACCCUCCAUAUUCCUUUAUUUUACCUCCAAAUGGACCAUUAAUCAAUCAGAGAUGCACGACAUGGACAAAAGUCCCUGAAUAUAAUAUAUUUGUGUUUGUUGUGUGCAUUAAUAUGGAGUUCACGCACUCUUCACUGCUGUAACAGACCAAUUCACAGAUACCAACAUCACUAACAAGAAAUUCACAGCACAGAGAGAAACACAGAUUGUUACCACUGAUUGUGUACAUCAGUGGAGAAAACGGAUAUUUAACUGCAAUUUGCAGAAAUGUUUGUAUUUAAAAGCAACCAGCUGAAUGCAUAAACAAAUAUUAUUUGGUUAUUAUACAACAUUUACAGAAGUGUAGUUGCUCUGCAGUGUGCUCCAUGUCCAUAGAACAACAAACUGCCUUUAAAUGCAGUGGAAGAGUUUUAUUACCUCGCCGGGGCGGAGUCCACCAGGGGGCGAGGCAUUGUUUUCAGUGGGGUUUGUUUGUUUGUUUCUUUGUUUUUUGUUAAUGAUACUACAGGAAAACAGCUGGACCAAUCCUCAUGGUACCCUCUAUACUGAAAUAUCUUAAAUGGCGACUCGCACAGUACUUUCAGCUCGGUUCUUGUUCUUGUUUGUCACAGAUAAAAUAAUUGCAAAUUAUGUAUGUAAACAAAGUGCUGUAAUCUUUGAAAUAAGCAUUUUUUCAUUGCUAUGCUUACUAUUAUUAUAAAUAUAAUUUUUGUUAUACAUUUUAAAAUGAUUCAUAUUCAAAUCUCCAAAUUUGAUAAAUCAUCACAUUUAAAGUGUUGUAAUGAAUGAUUUCAUUCCUGGCCAUCUGAAAGACACACAGAGACACAUUAAUAAACAGCCAGUAAUUAGAUGCAGGUGUUACAUGUUUAUUCCAUGUUCCCUGUUGGUUCAGCCUGACUCCUUGCUGUUAACAGCUGACGCUCAGCCACGCCCUCACUGCCACAAUCUCGUUAUAACUGUAUUCCAAAACUUUGGUUCCCUAUUAAAAAAAUAAAUAAAUAAAUUCACUUCAACUUAAAGCCCUCAGUAAUUUUUCUCCCUUCUAUUUUUCUGACCUUCUCCAUCCUCCUACAACUUCUACUUCACUUUCCGCAUUUGUCUCUCCAUCAUAGCUUUA